Molecule: messenger RNA, 3752 nt
Organism: Mya arenaria
Lineage: Eukaryota; Metazoa; Mollusca; Bivalvia; Myida; Myidae
Exons: 4
Coding region: 632-1588 (318 amino acids)
Biological process (GO): positive regulation of cell population proliferation; regulation of cell migration; fibroblast growth factor receptor signaling pathway
Cellular component (GO): cytoplasm
Molecular function (GO): growth factor activity; fibroblast growth factor receptor binding
Source: RefSeq, a predicted model, not a curated record
GGGACGCAUGUGAAAAUGAAAUGAAUUGGAUUAAGUGUUUAAAUAGUAUAAAUGCAAUGUUGGGAGAUUCAUUCAAACAUCAAGCCAUCGGAAUAAAAACAACUUAUAUUGGAAUUUCAUUUAAUUUUAUUGCAAAUCUAUUGUAACACAAACUUGUGCACACUUAAGAAAAUUAUUAUAAAAUAGAAAAAAAUAUAUUUUAUACGUGAUGGAUAAUUAUUUGUUUGAAUUUGGUGGAUUAUAUACUUAGCAUAAAGGCACACGAACAUCUUUCUGUAAGAGAUCUGAGCCAUAGAGCGAAUAUCGCUGGAACCUUCAUAUCUCGGUGUGGAUUUUCAUAAGAGAUAUUUGCCGAACACUUGUGCUAUCUUCAUGUUCUAUGGAAAUGUCGAAACGACAAAAAGUUUAGUGAAAACUAUGUGACGGUUUACGCUAAAUAUCUAGCGUUUUAACGAAGGAUUUUAUAGACUUACGUACACGUGUUUACAAAAUAUAUGCACAUAUAUACAUAAUUAUAUAGUUCUAUAUACAUAAAGUGCACAACAUUGGAUUUAUGAGAACAUUUUGUGACAUUGGUGCAGCAGCGACAAUUCGCGGCGCUGCGUCGCAUCCCCAUGCAGCACGUUGAGAGAUGAGCGCAGCGUUUAGUAGCGGUGUUUCCAACGUUCCUGGCCCGCAGACAAGUCAAGCGUUCCCGCUGAUCGACGCCUACCAUAGCCCACUUCCUCAGAGUUUUAGUCUUCUAGACAACAGAACACACUUCCUGCAAGCGAAACAUCACAAGUUCCUGGAAAUGCACCCGAACGGUGUUCGCGGAGUGAACUCUACAACCCCAUACUGCGUCCUGUGGAUCAUGAUCAUCAAUCUGAGCGCCUCCCUGAGCCAGACGCCACAGCCAAUGCGGCCAGACCUCUGGCAGCCGAAUAAGAGCCCGGAGCCCGGAUCGGCAGCCGGAAGGGGCCAGCGAACAUCCGGCGGCAGCCACCUAUCACCGAGACACGUCAUUUUCUCUAACGUCAGCAAAAAAUACCUGUGCAUGGACGAUCGAAGCGUUGUUUAUCAAUCGGCGAAUUAUUCACCGAACCAGUGCGCGUUCUUCCACGAGCAGGAUGGGGAUUUUAGAGACCAAUACUUUAGACAACUGAAUGCAACAUCGGAAAAAUGGUUUCUUGGAAUAAAUAAGGACGGAUCAGUGCGCUGUGGAAAUGUGACUCGUAGGAAACAAGAAGGGGCUAGAUUUAACAGACUAGAUGUGACAAGUAUGAACACCAGAAUAGGGGCGUCGCCGCCUUUCGGGCCAGACCAAAGAAGAAGAACUUGUUGUAAACGAAGGAGGUGUAAAAAUAACAAACUAAACAAAAAGGGUGAUGAUCAAAAAUGUGUAAGACUUAAAGAAAGGUGCAAGAGAGACAGGAGAAAAGUGUUCUCGUUAGACUUAAAGAAAUUAAAGAAAUAUUAUAACAAGUGUAUUGAUCCAGACAGUUACUUUAUGAAAAACUGUAAACGCAAAAAGCUUAAGUCAAAAUCUGGAUCUGGAUCUAAACGCAGAAAUAGAAAACAGUUACAAAGAAAGGCAAAAGCAAGAUGAUAGUUCCGUUUUAAUAUUUAGGAUAUUAAAUUUUGUGAAAUAUUUUUCGAAAGAGAUUAGUGCUUUCAUUGAAGGCUUCCAAGAAAGGAGGAGGAGAGAAAUAUGGAGACCAGUUUCCAGUCUAGCCAUGAAAAUACACACCACUAUCGACAGAAUGACUGUACCCAUCUAUGGUUUACGGUUAUAAACUAUGGGGACGGUAAAUCCAUAACUGUUUAUAGUAGUACAUGUGAUGUGUUAAAACGUUGUUGAUUUAGAUAUAUUUAUUGUUGUAAUGAAUGUCUCUAAUGACUGACUGGACAGAGUGACAUGAUUUAGAAUCUUAUCAGUGGUGCUUUCAGCUACAGAACACAUGUGAAAGUGUUAUCCAAAGACAAUUAAUUUAAAUUGAGGGGUUGCCAGCUUUUUCGCUGAAAGUGAAAUAAGUUUGGUGACUAAACACGCAUUCCUAACACAUGUACAUUUGUUUGCAUUUGUUUUCUUAGAUCUACAUAAUUCUGAAUAUUUAUGAAUUUCAAAUGAUUUCAUUUAACGUAAAUGCUUUACAUGCAUUUAAUUGAAGCAUUUCCUUCCCUAAAGCAUCAGCAUACCGUAUAUUAUCCUUCUAGUACUAAACUUAGAUGUAUUUUUGCUGCUGUUUUGAUUUUACACCAUGCAGUACCUACGGGAUACUUAAAUUCAAAUGAAAAUUCAAGUGUACUUCAGAAAAUACUCUUUUGAAAUUGGCCAGUUUUAAGGGUAAAGUGAACUGUGAUGUUCGGAAAGAUGCCAAAGAUUGUAGAUAUAAUUUAUUGUAAAGUGGCAUUUCUUGCUAUAGCUGUUGACCUACUUUGUUAUUGACAUAGGUCUUUGAGUUGAACUGUUUAAAAGUACACGUAAGUUUAGUAUAUUUCAAACCUUGACCUUUACCUCAUUCUGUAGAAUCAUGACAAAAUCAAAUACAUUUAUUUUCACACGUCUGUGUACAUUUAAUAUAAAGUCAUUUAUCAGCAUUAUAAAUUAAAUCAUUGUUCAUAUACAUACCAUUUGAUAUUUUCGUGAGGUCAUAAACACAAUGACGUGAAACAUUUUGUCAUCGCGUCACUAGACGUUACGGGAAACGUCAUUCCUACGUUUUCGAGACGUCAAGUGACCCAUCACAGCCAUUAUGUUCAGUAUACUUGAUGUACAAUACAAAGAUUUCACUCGUGGUGUACAAAAAUGUUAUAAGCUUAAGUAAAAAUACUAACAAUUUUUUAUGACAUUUCUAAUGACCUUUUUACAUUGCUUCAAGCAUUUUUGUACAGUAUACAAGCUGGAUCUUUCACUUGAUGUGCAAUAUAACUGUCGUAGAUUUGAAAUUCAUUACUUAUUGUAUUAUGUAUACUUAAAGUUAUGUUCUACUAGUGUGACAUGUUAAAUAUGUUAGUGUUGAAUAUUGACCAAUUGCAUUUCGCCAUUAUUUAUAAAAGUACUCUGGUACUUUGCAUAGUCCCUCUUCCAACGUUCCGUGUUUUCUUUAACAUUUAUUUAUCAUUGUAUAUAACAGUAUUGUGCUAUUUCAACACUAGAAGAGGGAACAUGCAAACUAUCAGAUGUAGGAAACAAUUUUAAGAACAAAUUUACUGCUGUUUGCCCAUAGGUCUUCUAGUUUUCGCUUUCGUGUUCUGUUUCUAGAAGGCCUCUACAUGGCAAGCAGUACAUCAUUUUUAAAUAAAAAUGUGUUCUUCCAGUUUUAUUUACAUCUAUAUCAUAGGAAUUUUCAUCGGAUUAUCUCUUUAUGAUGAUAUUUCAAAAAAUCAUACCUUGUAUAAAUUUGUUAAGUGCCAUUUCAAUAAUUAGCCUUGAUAUGCAUAAUUCGGACAAUGAUCAACUUUAAUACAAGCGAAUUCCAAAGUACAUUGUAGUUGUUAAAUUUUGACAUUGUCUUAAACACAGAACAUGCAUUUAAGGAUGCGAAAUGUGAUUAGCUAAACUGUUAUAUAUAAAUAACAAAAUACCUGUACAAUAAUAACUCAUGCAUGCAACUGCAAAAACUGUUUGUUUAUUAUUUGAUAACCUACUGACUGCAAUGUUCUCAAUUCUGUUGUAAAUUAUUUUUGUACAUUCUGUUCCAUCGUGGUAGAUAUUUUUAUUUGUUAAAGACUGGAAACAGACUUUAUAACAAAAUUAAAGCUGAAAAUAC